Neolamprologus brichardi is the source of this 441-nucleotide messenger RNA. The record is from RefSeq and is a predicted model, not a curated record. Lineage: Eukaryota; Metazoa; Chordata; Actinopteri; Cichliformes; Cichlidae.
AUGCCGCACAGCCCCCACCUGAGUGUCAAACUGUCCAGAGCCACACAGGAGAAGUAUGAAACUUUCAAAAUCCAAAAAGGAGGACCAGGAACUUUUUAUCCUUUUGCCUUCACUGACAUCAUGGGCCUUGAGAAGGACACAGGAGCUAUGGUGGAAGACAUCAUACUGGCAAUGAAUGGGCACGUGAAGGAUGGUUACACGUUCAAUCCUCAAUCUUCGUUAUCCAUACAUGAUCUAUGGUACAACAAGGAGCCCACUCUAAAUGACAAAGUUCAUGUUUUAGUGUCUGUGAUCGAUGCCAACAAAAUAAAACUCAUGAGUGAUGAUAUAAUAAAACAGAUGAGAACUGUCAGACUUGCAGCCAGUGACAUGGGAAUUCCCCAAAUGGCAAUUCUCACCAAAAUUGAUGAAGCCUGUCCAGAAGAGUGCCGCCUCAGCUGA